GUCUCCCGUCAAAAUAGUUUGCAGCUGAAGAUGGCAACGUACAUGUCUUUCAUUGUUUUGUUGUCUGUGUCAGCCUUAACUUUUGUCCAUGGUUUUCCAUAUAGCCGCACGGGCAUGUUGGUGCUUCCUAUAGGUAAUAACGCUGAGGAGCCGGUUCAACCUAUGAUGAUUAUCCCAUUCAAAAUUGGCCAACAACCAAUGAUGCCAACGAUGCCCAUGAUGCCUAAGCCCAUGAUGAUGAACAUGAUGCCAAUGAUGAAUAAUAAUGCCAACUCGAAUUCCAUGAUGCCCCAACAACGAAUGGAGAGACCGGAAAUCAAAACAGAUGCAGCAGGUAGAAAAACCCUGGAAUUUUGAAUAUUAAAAGACUUUUACCUGAGCUGUUCUUUUUCACCGGAAGUGACAUUAAAAUAUUAACUGUCCUUCACUAGUGUCUGUGAUACUUUAUGUAAAUUUAGAAUAAACAUUUUUAAUUUCGAA
Messenger RNA from Saccostrea echinata, 480 nucleotides. RefSeq lists its product as uncharacterized. The record is from RefSeq and is a predicted model, not a curated record. The transcript has 4 exons. Lineage: Eukaryota; Metazoa; Mollusca; Bivalvia; Ostreida; Ostreidae. The coding region runs from base 31 to 357 and encodes 108 amino acids.